This is a messenger RNA of Amaranthus tricolor (Joseph's coat), 1020 nucleotides long. RefSeq lists its product as uncharacterized. The transcript has 4 exons. The coding region runs from base 1 to 1020 and encodes 339 amino acids. The record is from RefSeq and is a predicted model, not a curated record. NCBI's taxonomy places the organism in Eukaryota, Viridiplantae, Streptophyta, Magnoliopsida, Caryophyllales, Amaranthaceae. Gene Ontology annotation, molecular function: zinc ion binding.
AUGGCUAAAAGAAUUGCAAAGAAAAUGAUAGUUGGUGAUGCUAGUGAAGAGUAUAGCAGGGUGUGGGAUUAUGCGGAAGCAAUAAGGAGGUUUAAUCCAGGGAGCACUGCAAUCGUGAAAUGCAUUGGAAUAGACGCACCUCCACCCUUGUUCCAAAGGAUAUAUGUAUGCGUGCCAGCAUGUAAGGAGGUUUUUGUUGCUGGCUGUAGGCCUAUUAUAGGUGUUGAUGGGGCACAUUUGAAGGGACAAUUCCCUGGGGUUUUGUUGACUGUUGUAGAAGACCUAAGGUCGGUUAGUCCAUCGAGUAGUUGGGUACAAGCAGGAUGUGAAGAUUUCACCUUCAUGAGCGAUAGGCAAAAGCUGAAAUUAGGUUCUGCUGUAGGCAUAUAUGGGCUAACUUCAAGAUCAAGUUCCCUAGAGAGUUGUUCAAACAUCACUUUUGGAAAGCAGCAAGAGCUUACAACAAGAGAAAUGAAUGAAAUAAAGAAUAUUUCUAUUGAAGCAUAUGAAUAUCUAGCUACUAUUCCUGCUAAACACUGGUCUAGGCAUGCUUUUUCUAGUAAGAGUAAGUAUGGGAUGUUGUUAAAUAAUUGUUGUGAGUCAUUCAAUAAUGUGUUAGUAGAAGUAAGGAGGAAGCCUAUAAUUUCUCUUAUGGAGUGGAUUGAAAAAAAUGCAAAGGACAUAUAUGGUUUAAGGGUAAUCCCAGUGGAUGUGUCUGAGUUUGAGGUGGAUGAUGAUGAAGAAUCUUACGUUGUAAACUUGACCAACAAGACUUGCCUUUGUGGAAGCUGGAAUCUUAUUGGGAUCCCUUGUAAAAUUGCCAUGGCUUAUAUUGUUCUUAGAAAAUUUGAUGCCAGCGAAUUUUUCCAUGAGGCGUAUCUUGUAGAAACGUAUGCAAAGACGUAUGCUCCAAAGUUUUAUGGUAUGCCAGGACACAAAAUGUGGCCGACAACCACUUUAGCCAAACCACUUCCUCCACCAUUUCGAAAGAUGCCUGGAAGGCCUAAAACAAGGAAAUGA